Messenger RNA from Musca vetustissima, 2196 nucleotides. RefSeq names its product neprilysin-1-like. Lineage: Eukaryota; Metazoa; Arthropoda; Insecta; Diptera; Muscidae. Gene Ontology annotation, molecular function: metalloendopeptidase activity. The record is from RefSeq and is a predicted model, not a curated record. Gene Ontology annotation, biological process: protein processing. Bases 1 to 2196 code for a protein of 731 amino acids. Gene Ontology annotation, cellular component: plasma membrane. The transcript has a single exon.
AUGGAACUACUACCUCAGCUAUUGAUAAUAGCCAGCUGUGUAAUUUCGAUAUCGAUUAUUGACCAAGGUGUAGUACAGGCUAUACCCACAACAACAACAACAGCCCCGGCUAAGCCGCAAGUUAUUACCAAAGAUAUUGCCCGCUAUGCCAAGGCCGCAGAGAUACGCAACUACAUGAAUGUAUCGGAGGAUCCCUGUCACAAUUUCUAUACCUUCACCUGUGGUAAUUAUUAUCGCAUAAAUCCACCCAAUAAGCUGCCUUAUCAAUCGAAUACCUUUCAAACCAUAUCGACUUCGUUAAAUCGUAAAAUUUCCACCCUGCUCAAUCGGCCGAGAAGUGAGGAAUAUGACAGCGACACCGAUAUGAAGGUGAAGAGGUUUUUUGAAUCCUGCAUGAAAUCGAAUAAUACCCGUAUAUGGUAUCGUGUAAAUAUGAAACAGAUUAUUGAGGAGUUUGGAAAAAUGCCCGCCUUGGAGGGUGAUAGAUGGCGUGAGGAAGAUUUCGAUUGGUUGAGGGUUAUAGGGGAGAUUGCCUAUAAAUAUGAUAUUCGUAUUAUUUUGGGUCAUUUCAUACAAGUGGAUUUGGCGAAUAAUACCGUUAAUCGGCUGAGUGUGGUCAUGCAAGAUAUCCCGCUGGAAUCGACUUCUAUAUAUACGGAUGCGGUCCACAAAUCAUUUCGUGAGGCAAGGGUGCAUGUUAUGACCAAAAAUUUGCGAUCAGCCCUGGGCUUGGACGACAAAUUGGCCAAGAAGACAGCUCGUGAAAUAUUUGAAUUUGAAACGAGGCUAUUUGCCGGUCAGAGUUUAUCGGAUGAUCAUAAUGCUGUAGUUCAAGAUCAAAACGAAUACGCAGACGAAGAAGAAGAGGAGGAGGAAGGCGACGAAGAAGACACACUGGAGGAUGAUUCAUCAAUGCAACUUAAUCUCACCACCAUUGAUGCAAUGCAGGAAAGGUAUAUGCCCCAAUUGGAUAUUCGGCGAUUACUCAACAUCUCUCUGGGCCAUGUACCCGCAGAACCGCUCUACGAUUUAAUCGAAGAUGAUGCGGAAAAUAUAAUCACGACAAUAUUGGAGACACCCAAACGCAUUGUGGCCAAUUAUAUUUUCUAUUAUUUAAUUGAUGAAUUUCUAUUGCCCGAACCCAGACAGGAAUCAGAUCUGGAGACCUUAUGUAUACGCCGUACGAAAAAUCAUUUUGCCAAGGUCAUGGAUAAUAUGGUGUAUCGCCAUUAUGCCAGCAAUCAAACCCAACAGGAUGUACAUGAAAUGUGGCAAACGAUAAAGAGUACCUUCCGCAGUGUCCUGCAAUCGGAUAAAUUGAAAUGGAUGCAUCCGGAUACGCGUAAAUAUGCCCUGGAGAAAUUGCAAACCAUACGCAUGGAGCUGAAUACCUAUGAAAGUUCGAAUUUCACCGAAGAAUUCGGUCCAUUGGAAAUUAAUCAAAUCGACUACAUUGGCAAUAAGAAAAAUAUUCUCAGACUUAAAGCCAAACAGACCAGGGCCAAAUUAUAUGAACCACCACGUCCCUAUGAUGAUCCCGAAUCGUUGUCCUUUACCCCGGUUUACAUUACCACAGAAAAUCUCAUUAAGGUACCCGUCUCAGUUCUACAACCCUAUUUCCUUUGGUCGAAUUUCUAUCCCAAUGCCUUGAAAUUCGGCACCUUGGGUUUCCUAAUGUCUCAUGAGCUAAUACACGGUUUCGAUGAAGAAGGCCGGUCGCACGAUGCCCAGGGCAAUAAACAAGAAUGGUGGGAUCAGGCGUCCAAUGAUUAUUUUGCCAAUCAAACGGAAUGUUUCAGCAAACAAUAUCGUAAAUUUAUUUACGGUGGCAAACCUCUACCCGAAUUAGAUUCACAAUCGGAAAAUAUAGCCGAUAAUGGUGGAAUACGCCUUGCGUACGAUGCCUAUUUACGUUGGUAUGAAGAUGCUGUACGAUCGUAUCGUAACAUGGAUGACGAGCUAAUGCCACGCCUCCUCAAUUACACCAGUAAGCAGUUGUUUUUCAUCGGCUAUGGGCAACUGUGGUGUAGUGCCACCCAUCCAUCGCUACGGAAUUUUGUCUCCUCCACUGAUGAUCAUGUGCCGGGAAAAUAUCGUGUCAUUGGCCCGCUGAAAAAUCUUGCAGAAUUCUCAAAAGAAUUUAACUGUCCCAUUGGCAGUGAUAUGAAUCCGAAGAAGAAGUGUAUAAUUUAUUAG